AAAAAAAAUUGGCAACACCAAUUAAUAUUCUCGCCCAAACCGACAAUCAUUUCAACUUCUACACACAUUAUCAACCUCCACCACAUAUCACAUUCAACAUGGCAGGGCUUGAACAAUCACUUUUCCAAUUAAAAUUCACAGCAAAGCAACUCAAUAGACAAGCCACAAAGGCGGCCAAAGAGGAACUUCAAGAAAAGGCCAAAACUAAAAAGGCCAUGACUCAAGGAAAUAAUGAUAUUGCACAAUUAUAUGCGCAAAAUGCGAUCCGAAAGUCCAAUGAACGAGUGAAUUUAUUGCGACUCGCGUCACGAAUUGAUGCGGUGGCUCUGAGAGUGCAAACAGCUGUGACCAUGAGAUCUGUGACGGGUAACAUGACCCAAGUGAUUAAGGGGAUGGAUAAGGCAUUACAAACAAUGAAUUUAGAGAGAAUUUCGCUUGUUAUGGAAAAAUUCGAGAAUCAAUUUGAAGAUUUGGAUGCUCUGACGAAUUACUAUGAGAGUGCCACCAACAACGUGAGUGCCCUCACGACUCCACAAGAGGACGUCGACGAACUUAUGAGUCAAUUGGCAGAUGAGGCAGGUAUAGAAAUGAAACAAGGUUUAAAUGCCACCAAGGUUGACAUUUCCACUCCUCCAACGACAGUGAGUGAAGAGAAGGAGGAUAGAUUAGCUGAGAGAUUAAGAGCUCUUCGUAGUUGAUGAGCAGGUUUUAUUGCCGGGGGUGCCGGUCUAGUAGCUGCAACUAAUUAGAAGAACCAAAAAUAA
Messenger RNA from [Candida] anglica, 764 nucleotides. The record is from the annotation of a GenBank genome assembly. NCBI's taxonomy places the organism in Eukaryota, Fungi, Ascomycota, Pichiomycetes, Serinales, Debaryomycetaceae.